Molecule: messenger RNA, 1502 nt
Organism: Dermatophagoides pteronyssinus (European house dust mite)
Lineage: Eukaryota; Metazoa; Arthropoda; Arachnida; Sarcoptiformes; Pyroglyphidae
Product: ELMO domain-containing protein 2-like
Molecular function (GO): GTPase activator activity
Source: RefSeq, a predicted model, not a curated record
CAGGUGUGAAAAUAAUAACAAACAAACAACAAAUAAGAAUAAUUCAUAAUUGUAAAUUGGAAAAUUCAUUCAGUAUUAAGAAUUAUUCUUCCUGGUUAAAUAUUAAAAAAAAAAUUAGCCACUCGAUUUCGUAAAGAAAAUGUACAUAAUUGGACAACUUUUUAAUCAUCUAUUUACAGCAAUAUAUUUCUUUUUUCGUAAAUUACUUAAAGGUUUUUUACGUAAAACAACUGGAUUAUGUGAACUACAAAGAAUAUGCUAUGCUGAUUAUUCAAAUGCUUAUCGAUCAAAAGCUAUAGAAAAUUCACUCAGACUAUCUAAAUCACCAGUAUUACAAAAAAUCGAUUCUGAAUUGACCAGUAUAGCAUUGGCGGAUCAAUUGGCUCAUCGAUGGGAAAUUGUGGAAAAAGCUGUUGAAGCUACUCUAGUCACUAAAUGUAUCAACACUAAUAUUCAUACUGACUUUAUUCUUCCUUAUCGAAUUUGUUUGGUACAAAUCUAUGGUUAUCGUCAAUUAAUUGCUCGAUUAGAUAAAUUACGAGCCAUCACUUUUGAUCCGAAUGAUGAAUCACAUCAAAAAUUAUUGAAAACUUUAUGGGAAAAACUUUGUCCUGAUCGAAAAUUGGAUGGAUUAAUUAGUAAACAAUGGACUGAAAUUGGUUUCCAAGGAUCUGAUCCAAGUACAGAUUUUCGCGGUAUGGGUCUAUCCAAUAGAAUUGCUAUCGUAACUGGAGGUGGAUCGGGAAUCGGACGAGCUGUAUGUAAAUUAUUGGCUAAAGAAAAUGCUUCGAUAAUUGUAGCCGAUCGUAAUGUAAAAGGUGCUCAAGAAACGAUCGCAUCAAUGACCGAAGGUCAACAUGUUGCUGCCGAAGUAGAUGUUGCCAAAUUGGAUUCAGUUAAAUCAAUGUUCGAAUUGGUGAAUAAAACAUAUGGAUCCGAAGAGGUAGCAACAUUGUUGGUCAAUUCGGCCGGUAUUACAAAAGAUGGAUGGGUAAUCGAUAUGAAACCGGAAGAUUUUGAUCAAGUUUUAGAUGUCAGUCUUAAGGGAACAUUUUAUACAACACAGUUGGCCUGUAAAACAAUGAUCGAUAAGAAAAAAAGUGAUGGCGGAUCUAUUGUUAAUUUUAGUAGUGUUAGUGCCAAAAUAGGCAAUAUGGGACAAGCGAAUUAUGCUGCUGCUAAAGCUGGCGUCGAAGGUUUAACACGUACAGUAGCCCGAGAAAUGGGCAAAUAUAAUAUUCGAUGUAAUGCUGUUAUUCCUGGUUUCAUCGAAACACCGAUGGUUGAAACAGUACCCGAACAUAUUAUGCAAGGAAUGUUAUUCUUAACUCCAUUGGGACGAAAGGGACAACCCGAAGAAGUGGCCAAUGUUAUAAAAUUUUUACUUUCAAAAGAAAGUUCUUACAUUACCGGUGCUAUGCUUCAAGUUUCCGGUGGUCUUUUCUUAUGAAAGAUUUUUCAAAUAUUUUUUUAUAUCAUCAAUCUCUUUGUCAAAUCAAAAA